Boleophthalmus pectinirostris (great blue-spotted mudskipper) is the source of this 2582-nucleotide messenger RNA. RefSeq lists its product as uncharacterized. The coding region runs from base 16 to 1011 and encodes 331 amino acids. Lineage: Eukaryota; Metazoa; Chordata; Actinopteri; Gobiiformes; Gobiidae. The record is from RefSeq and is a predicted model, not a curated record. The transcript has 7 exons.
GUUUUGACACCUCCCAUGUCGUAUGUGGUUGAUUUGCAAAGCUCUGGCUCACAUAGAAGAGGAAACUGUACAGAUGCAGACAUGCUCGGAGUUAGGUCAGCUUAUUUCAUAGUUUUAUUUUCCUGUAAUGCUCUUCUGCUACUUGGAAUCUACAGUCAUGCUCUUGAGGUUUCCAGUUGUCAAACAGAGUAUGGACGAGAGGGAGGAACUAUUGUGCUGUCUCCAGAAACAAUCAACGAAACAAUCACUAAGGGGCAAUGGAAAUAUAAUGAAAAAAAAAUUGCAGACUCAAAAGCAGAUAUUACUGGACAUCAGUUUUCUGGCCGAGAGACAAUGGACAAAACAAAUUACAGUUUAACAUUAAAAGAGCUGAAGACCACAGACUCUGGGGAUUUUACUUUUAUCUCACAGGGAACAUCAAGACAAAGACCCACAUACUGCAUCAAACUAGUGGUACAAGAAGUCCUGACGUCGACACCCACUGUGGCUGUCAUCAACACCACCCAAACCACAAACAGCUCCUGUGUAGUUCUGACACAGUGCAGCUCAGAAUUUCACAAAGACGUGAGCUACAGGUGGACAGUGAACAACAGGAACUACAAUGGACCCAUGCUGGAGUACCCUCUUACAUCACAAGAUGGCACCAUUACCGUUAAAUGUAUUGUUUCUAAUAAGGUCAGUGAGGUGUCAGAGAGCAAGAGCAUCAACUGCCAAUCAACUAAUGAUAAGAAAGGUUCUCCUCUUAAAGAUUCAUUACUGAUCGUGGUGGCAGCAGGAUUGGGCUGUGUUAUACUUGUCAGCGCCAUUGCUUCGGUGGUUUACUGUCGAAACAGGAAAAAACAAGCUGAAUUGGAUGAAGUCACAGUAUAUGCAGAGAUCGAUGAUGUUACAAGCAGUAAGGUUAUGAAGCCCUGUUCACUUUAUGACUCUGUGGAUAUGAAAAUGAGCACUGCAAAACAUAAACCGCAGACGGUAUACGACCAGAUUCAGUUCAAUCGAAUGCAGAAGUGAAUCAUUGGAUCAACACAAUUAUAAUGUUAAGUGAUGAUGUCACUUCCGGGUCUGACCAGAAACUUCAUAGUUGAUUUCUAGGUUUGUUUUUGUUUCUUAUUCAUCAAACAAAAGACACUUACCUUUCAAAAGUGUAUGUUUAGCCACAAAUUGUAUCAACUGUGUAAAUAAUAUAGUAAUAAUCUAUACAGUAUAGAAGAUAUUACAUGUGCCCAGCCUAUCUUUUUACCUCAACCUCCCUCGUACACUUUCUGUCACAGUUGUAAACAAGAUCCAUGCUUAUAACAUUGAUAGCUUUAAAUGACUGCAGUUUUUUUUUUUAACAUGAGAUGUGAUGUUGCUUUAAAAAAAAAAAAAAAAAAAGUCAACAUUUGUUUUCAAUCUGCUGAUGGACAGGAAACACACUAAACAACUCUAUAGAAAAUGAACUUCUUCAUUCUGUUUAUGGCCCAAAAUGUGAUGCCAAAAAGAUAAUUUAAUAUAUGCAUUAACACAGAUGAUUGUAUAUUAUGUAAACAAGAUUAAAAUAUUAAAAGUGUAAAGAUAUACUCUAUGAUAUACUUUCAAGAACUGCAUAAAAUGGCUUAAAAAUACUGUUUGCAUUAUCAUAUUGCACAGCAGUUUAUUUUCACUGCACUCCUGUCAAAGUCAUAUUUUGUGCAAAUUUUUGAACACCUUAGCAUUGUUUUAUGCAGUGAUAUAUGAUUGAUACUUUGCAGAAACAUCACGCAGGCGGUGUUGUACAUGUGUAUCUAUGGUGGAAUGUUUAUCAGUUACUAUGGUGACUCAAUGCAUACAUUAGCAAACACAGCCAGAAAAAUCUGAAGAUAGUCUUAAAAAUACAAGAUGGAUUUAAACAGCACAUUUUCAGGAGCCUGUGAUCAAUACGAGUGUUCAUGGUCAUGUUAAGGAGUUUGAUUUUCAACUAAAAGGUGUGAGUAUCUGAGAAAUUGUUGGCUAAUGCAAGCUAGCUGAUGUCUGUAAUAUUAUUUGAGAGGGACUUGUUUAAGAGCACAGAUCAGCUCUUCUGUUGCAGUUCCAGCAAAGUCAGCUCUUUCUGGUCAGAUUGUGUUAAAAUAAAGCACAGCAGUGGCUUCAUUUACCACCACAUGCUCAAGGGAAUUUGAUUACAUCAGCUGUAGCAAAAGAAAAAAUAAAUUCUAUCAUCUGGACAAAAGUUUUUUAUGCGAAGAUGUUUUGCAGCUCAUCCAAGAGGCCUCUUCAGUUCUGGUCAAAUUGACAGUUUUAUUUAUUGUAUAUUUUGUAUAUUAAAUUAUGUAUUUUACUGUAUAUUUUGUAUUGUAUAUCAAAUCAAUCUAUUUUUUUAACCUUAUUUUAAUGCAUGCCUCCAUUUUUAUUAUAUCAUAGUUUAUAGUAUUACUCUUUGCUUAAUGUUGCACCUUAAUGCUGCAGCAAGUUCCUAGUAUGUGACUUUUUUCACUGAUAAGGGCAAUAAAACUUAUUCUGAUGUAAGGUAAUCGGCCUCUAUUUUACCCGUAAGUAUUCACAUAUGCACUUUUAUUCCCUUUGUGUAAUUUAAUACCUUAUUACAUUUACAUUUCACUUUAACA